CCAGCAUCCAGAGGCCCAUCCGAGGGAAGGAGUAGAACCGGCCAAUUGUUGCCCCACCCCUGUUCAAGCACCAAGAUUCAACCGUCCCUCCCGAGCCCCCAGCGACCCCAGAAGGAUGGCCCACCGCAUGCGCGGCCUGCGCCUCACUACGACUGCCGCGGCGAGCGCGGCCUGCUGCCUGAGCCUGGCGGCCCGCGCGGGGCCUCCGGCCGCGGACGUGGCCGCCUGCGCGGUCAAGGCCGUCGCACUGGAGCGGGCCGAGGCCGUCCUGGGCGGCCGCCACCUGGACAGGGUGACUGCGGCGCUCGACCUCGCUGGCUGCGAGCUGGAGGCGGCGCCGCGGCAGCCGGCCCGGCGGGGCCGCCGAGAGGGCGCCGCGGUGCCCGCGCCCACGCUGUCCCUGCACGUGUCGCCCGGGGGCGACGACGGCGCCGCGGGGAGCGCCGCCGAGCCGCUGCGGACCCUGUCCGAGGCGCAGGCGCGGCUGCGCACGGCGCCGGAGGGCCGCGCGGGCGCAGAGGUGGUGCUGGGCCCGGGCACGCACUUCCUGCGCGAGCCGCUGCGCUUCACGCCGGCGGACGGCGGUGCCCCGGGCCGCCCCGUCACCUGGAGGGGUGCCGGCUCCGCCGUGGUGAGCGGGGGCGAGCCGCUGGACUGCCAGGGCCGCUGGCGGCCGGCGGGCACGGGGGCCGCGGCGUGGCCGCCGGCGGGCGCCUUCGCCUGCGAGCUGGGGCCGGGCACCGCGGGCUUCUCCGCGCUGUUCGUCGCGGGGGAGAGGCAGGUUCGUGCGCGGUAUCCUAACGGCGACCCGAUGGUUCCGCUGUCUGGGUACGCAAAGGGAUGCAAGACUCUCGAAACGGUGCCCCUCACUGGCGUCGCCGCGCUGGAGAGGAACGUCACGGUCCUGGCGAGUGACGGGACCACAGUUGUCAGCCGUUUGGUGUCGGUUCGUAGCCCUUCCGGCUCCAACGUGACCGCGAGAGACACGGAACGGCCCAGGACGGUAGACGUGACCCAUGCAGAGUCCCAGGUGCUCUACCGUGGCACUCGUUUCGAUGAGAGUUUCAAUUACCCGUACUGGAAUUCCACCGCGCCGCAGAAGAUUUCGGCACCGGAGGGUUGGGCAGAACGCUGGCGUGCCGACGAGAGCACCCUCCCGCUUCCAGGUGCCGUGGUGAAGAUGAUGCACCCAGACGGCUGGGGCUCGUGGGCGUUCGAGGUGUCCAGCCACGACGCCGGAGAGGGCACGCUGAGCUUCGGGAGGGGCGGCUGGCAGGAGGCGGAGGGCGGCGACGGCUGCGGCGCGAUGUACGUGGAGAACGUGAGGGGCGAGCUGGACGCCCCAGGCGAGUGGUGGUUCGACGACGUGGCCACGACUCUUUACUUCAUGCCGCCCGCAGGGUGGACAGAGGAGCAGCUGCAGGGUGCAGCUGUCGUGGCCCCACGUCUUCAGCGCGCGAUCGAAGUGUCAGGCGAUGCGUCUGAUAAGCUGGUCGAGGACCUGGUCCUCCAGGACCUCAACGUGACGCACACCGCGAUCACAUACCUGGAGCCGUACGAGGCCCCGAGUGGCGGCGACUGGUCCGUUCACAGGGGCGCCGCCCUGUUCGUGGACGGUGCGGAGCGCCUGACUUUGCGACGCCUGAGCUUCGACCAGGUGGACGGCAACGCCGUCUUUUUCUCCGGCCUCGUGCGGAACAGCAGCGUGGAGGACUGCGAUUUCUGGCGAGCCGGCGAGAGCGCCAUGCUGGUUGUCGGCUCGGUGCCCGCCGGUGGGGACGCGCGUGUGCUUGCCGGGGCGCGGCUGCCCAUGAACAACACCUUCACUGGGAACUGGGUCGAGGAGGUCGGCGUGCACGUGAAGCAGACCAGCUGCUUCUUCAAGUCUAUGGCCGGAGGGAAUCUCCUGCAGGGCAACGUGUGCUACAACGGCCCCCGCGCCGGGUUCAACUGGAACGACGGGUUGCCAGGCGGCGACGUCCUGGAGCACAACGUGAUCUUCAACAUGGUCCGGGAGACGGGAGACCACGGCACCUUCAACUCGUGGGACCGCAAGGAGUUCGUCUACGACUGCCCUGGCGGGGGCGGCGUAUGCUUCACGCCGCAGACCAUUCGCCUGCGCCACAACAUGUUCAUCGGGCCUGCUGGCUGGAACGUGGACCACGACGACGGCAGCAGUCAGUACGAGGACUUCUCGAACGUCGUUUACUUGGGCGGGAUCAAAUAUCGCGACGGCGUCAUGCGCAACAUGACCGGAAACUUGCUGGUGGACGCUGUGCCUGCCUUUCAGGUGAUCGGCUUCGAUACGGACUACUUCAUCGGCAACACCAUCGCCUCCGCCACCCCUGUUGUCUCUCAGGUGUGCGGCCCCAGCUCCCUCGGCGGGCUCCGAGGGACCACCUACGCCACCGUAUCGGGCGCGCAGGAGGGCGCUGCCAGCGCCGGCAGUGGCGGCGCCGAUGCUGCCCAAUCGGCCCCCUGCCACGCCCGCGGGCCUGGCUGGAGGCCACCCGCCUGCCAGUGCGACGCGGGCACGAACGUCACGGUGACCGCGGCCAGGCUCCGGGCGAUGCUGCGGGCGACCGUCGGCGGGGCCGCCGCCGGGGUCGAGGGCGAGGCAGUGCUGCUCGUCUAGCGCUCUCGGCCGUCGCAGAGCUCGUCGUUCGCGCCCCGAGGAGGGGUCCAGGCCGCGACCUCCGCGCGGGUGCGGGCGCGCAUGUGCGGCACCGUGCGAAGCCUGGCGGCCCGGAGGCGUCGGCGCCCCCACACUGAAUCUGCCAGCAGCGCCCCCGGAGCCCCCCUCGCCUCGCAGCAGCAGGGGCGCGCGAUUUCAACGUUUGAAGGUCGGCGGCCAAUCAAGGGCGAGCGUGUAAGCUCCAGCAAACGUCUGGAAGGAAGCAGCUGAGCGCUGCUUCUCGCACCGUGCCGCUACCACACGAGAAUAAAAAACGGGCCGAGCGUCCCACCAUUCAUACCGUUGUCGAGCGUAG
Molecule: messenger RNA, 2990 nt
Organism: Prorocentrum cordatum
Lineage: Eukaryota; Dinophyceae; Prorocentrales; Prorocentraceae
Source: the annotation of a GenBank genome assembly